Vicia faba (fava bean) is the source of this 1863-nucleotide messenger RNA. The record is from the annotation of a GenBank genome assembly. NCBI's taxonomy places the organism in Eukaryota, Viridiplantae, Streptophyta, Magnoliopsida, Fabales, Fabaceae.
AUGGCCAGUAAAUACGAAGGAAAUGCGGUAGGAAUAGACCUUGGAACAACCUACUCGUGUGUUGCUGUUUGGUUGGAGAAAAAAAACUGUGUUGAGAUUAUUCACAAUGAUGAAGGCAACAAAAUCACACCUUCUUUUGUUGCUUUCACUGAUGGUCAAAAAUUAGUCGGCGAUGCUGCUAAGGAUCAGGCUGCUAUCAAUCCAGAAAACACCGUCUUUGAUGCUAAAAGGUUAAUUGGUAGAAAGUUUAAUGAUCCUGAUGUUCAAAAGGAUAUUAUGUUGUGGCCAUUCAAGGUUAUUUCGGGUGUUAAUGAUAAACCUAUGAUUACUGUUAAGUAUAGAGGUCAAGAGAAGCAACUUUGUGCUGAAGAAAUCUCAUCUAUAGUCCUCACCAACAUGAAGGAGAUUGCAGAGGCUUAUUUGGAAUCUCCUAUUAAAAAUGCAGUUGUCACUGUGCCUGCUUAUUUCAAUGAUUCUCAACGAAAAGCAACCAUGGAUGCUGGUGCCAUUGCUGGCCUUAAUGUAAUGAGGAUAAUUAAUGAACCUACUGCUGCAGCCAUUGCUUAUGGCCUUGACAAGAGAGACAAGAGAGGUGAAUGCUUUGGCGAACAACAUAUUUUUGUCUUUGAUCUUGGAGGUGGUACCUUUGACAUCUCUCUUCUCACUAUUAAAGAUAAUGUCUUUGAAGUUAAAGCAACAGCUGGAAAUACUCACUUAGGAGGGGAGGACUUUGAUAAUAGAAUGUUGAACUACUUUGUUCAAGAAUUCAAGAGGAAGAACAAGGUGGAUAUUACUAGUAAUCCUAGAGCCCUGAGGAGGUUGAGAACUGCCUGUGAAAAGGCAAAAAGGACGCUCUCUUUCAAAUUGGUCACAAAUAUAGAGAUUGAUUAUUUAUGUGAGGGCAUUGAUUUUUCUUCAUCAAUCACUCGUGUUAAGUUUGAGGAAAUUAAUAUGGACCUUUUUUAUGAGUGUAUAGAGACUGUGGAAACUUGUCUUACUGAUUCUAAGAUUGAUAAGAGUAGUGUAGAUGAUGUUGUUCUAGUCGGUGGCUCGUCUAGGAUUCCCAAAGUGCAGGAACUAUUGAGUGACUUCUUCAAUGGAAAAGAUUUGUGCAAGAGCAUCAAUCCUGACGAGGCUGUUGCUUGUGGUGCAGCGGUUCAGGCUGCUUUGUUGAGUAAAACCGUUAAGAAUGUUCCCAACUUGGUGUUGCGAGAUGUUACACCCUUGUCACUUGGUAUUAGAGAAAGUGAAGAUACCAUGAGUGUGGUAAUUCCUAGAAACACUUCCAUACCGACCAAGAAGACACGAGGAUAUUCAACUGGUAAGGAUAACGAUUGCAGUGUCUCUAUUCAAGUUUAUGAGGGUGAGAGAGCAUGCGUUAGUGACAACAAUCUGCUUGGUUUUUUUAGUCUCUCUUGCAUUCCUGCUGCUCGUGGCCACCCCUUGGAUGUAUCCUUUGCAAUAGAUGAAAAUGGUAUCCUAACUGUUUCUGCAAAGGAAAUAUCUACUGGAAAUACAAACGAAAUCACGAUAACCAAUGACAAAGAAAGGUUAUCAAGCGACGAAAUUAAAAAACUGAUUCAAGAAGCAGAUCAGUAUCGUGCUGAAGAUGAGAAAUUCUUAAGGAAAGCCAAGGUCAUGAAUGCAUUAGAUUACUGUGUUUACAAGAUUAGAAAUACUUUAAAGAAGGAUGAUGUUAAAUUAAAGCUCCUUCCUCAAGAGAAAAGCAAGAUCAAUCGUGCAAUUACCGCGGCUACUAGUUUGCUUGAUAAGAAUAACCAACUUAAUGAAGUAGAUAUUCUUGAGGAUCAUCUGAAAAAGCUUGAAACUGUGUUGGAAGAUCUUGAAGUCAAGGCUCGCUAG